Molecule: messenger RNA, 843 nt
Organism: Magnusiomyces paraingens
Lineage: Eukaryota; Fungi; Ascomycota; Dipodascomycetes; Dipodascales; Dipodascaceae
Exons: 1
Coding region: 1-843 (280 amino acids)
Cellular component (GO): plasma membrane
Molecular function (GO): acetate transmembrane transporter activity
Source: RefSeq, a predicted model, not a curated record
AUGUCCGACCCUAAAUCUGCAGUUGACUCCGAAGAAUACCACAUUGAAAGACAUCCUAACCAUGACUUUAUGACAACAACCCACGGCAUUGCACGAGUGCUCACCUCAGAUACUCACGUCCAAAUGGGCGACCUCACCUUCCACAAAGAUGACUUUAUGAGAGCAUUUGAAGGUUACCUUAACCCUGGUCUUUCAGAAAGACCUUCGCGUGCUUUUGCAAACCCUGUUCCUCUUGGUGUUGCCUCCUUUGCCCUAUCCCUCUUUGUUGUCUCUCUCACAAAUAUCCAUGCCCGUGGUGUCUCAAACGGUGCAGGUGCUGCCGGUCUCUGUCUCUUCUAUGCUGGUUUCAUUGAACUCUGUGCUGGCAUGUGGUGCAUUGUCUUGGAAAAUGCAUGGGCUGCUACUCUCAUCUCUUCAUUUGCUGGCUUUUGGAUGUCUUAUGGUCUUUUCCUCAUUGAUGGCUUUGGUAUUGUCUCCUCUUACACAAAUACUGAUGACCUCCACAAUAUGCUAGGCUUUUAUCUUCUCGGUUGGACAAUCUUUGCAACAAUCAUGUGGUCAAUGACUUUCCGUUCAACUUGGGUCUUCUUCUUUAUGAUGCUUUUUGUCGUUCUUACCCUCGUCAUUCUUUGUGGUGCUAACUUUACAAUGCCCGGCAACCCUACUCGUGGUGUCAAUCUCACAAAGGCCGGCGGUUACUUUGGUAUCAUCACAUCCCUCAUUGGCUGGUACGUGGUCUACGAGGCUCUUGCCACCAAAGAGAACUCACUUCUUGUUCCUCCCGUCCUUCUUAUGCCUACCGCUGUCCUUGGCCGCGAGCGCAAGAACGACGAAAAGGUUUAA